AUGGGUGCCAUCACCCGCAUUCUGUCGCGACCGGUUAACAAGCCGUAUCGCACGAAGGACCUUCACUCCAACGAGCCUCCCUUCUUAAACGAACAUGGCUACGUCGACUUUGCCCCCGGAGAUGUCGAGAACCCCAGAAACUGGUCCAUGGCCCGGCGGUUCUUCAUCACCGCCGCGACCGUCUUCCUCGUCAUGAACGCCACUUUUGCUUCCAGCGCCCCCAGCGGCUGCUUCCCGUCCAUCGCGGAAUCCUUCCACGUCUCCGAGGAGGCCGCUGGCCUGACCAUUACUCUCUUCUUGCUUGGAUACUGUGCCGGUCCUCUCAUCUUCGCCCCCCUGAGUGAGCUGUACGGCCGUCGCUGGAUCUUCUAUAGCACCUUCAGCCUCUACUUGGCCUUUAACUUCCUCUGUGCCUUUGCGCCCAACUUUGGCAGUCUCCUCGUUGGUCGUUUCCUCACAGGCACUUUUGUCUCUGCACCCCUAAGUAACGGCCCCGGUGUCUUGGCCGAUCUAUGGAACCCUAUUCAGCGUGCAAACGCCAUGGGCGGCUUCGCUGCCAUGCUCUGGAUUGGACCCUCCCUCGGUCCCAUCAUCGCUGGUUUCCUCCAGCUCAAGAAGGAUUGGCAAUGGACCUUUUACGUCCUCCUCAUGCUUGGCGGUGCCUCUGCCCUCUUCAUGCUGACCAUUCCCGAGACCCAUGCACCGACUGUUCUGCGCCACAAGGCCAAGCGCAUCCGCAAGGCCAAGAUUCCCGGUUAUGAGAACGUCAAGGCCCAGAUCGAAGACAGUAACCAAAGCUUCAUCAGCGUCUACAAGGUUGCCCUCACUCGCCCAUGGAUCAUCCUUUUCGACACAAUCUCCUUCCUCAUCGCCAUCUACCUCUCGGUCGUCUACACCCUCCUCUACAUGCUCUUCACCAUUUACCCCAUCGUUUUCCAGGAGAAGCGUGGCUGGAACGCAGGAGUUGGCGAGCUUCCUUUGAUUGGCACAGUUUUGGGUGCCAUGUUGGGCGGUCUCAUUGUUCUCUUUGAUACACGCCGUCAGCAGAAGAAAGUUGACACCGGCAAGAAGCAAAUGCACGAGAUGACGCCCGAGGAUCGUCUCCCCCUUGCCAUCAUCGGCGGCAUCACCUUUGCAGUGGCCAUGUUCUGGUUCGCUUGGUCAGCCAACUUCAACUCCGUCCACUGGAUCGUCCCCACCAUCGCCGGAUCCUUCCUCUCCACCGCCCUCCUCCUCCUCUUCGUCGGCUUCCUCAACUACCUCGUCGACGCCUACCUCAUGUACGCCGCCUCCGCCAUCGCCGCAAACACAAUCAUGCGCUCCGCCUGCGGCGCCGCCGCACCGCUCUUCACCGUCCAAAUGUUCCACUCCAUGGGCGUCGGCGGCGGCGGCUCCCUCGUCGGCGGUGUCGCCGCCGUCCUCGCCAUCAUCCCCUUCAUGUUCUACAAGUACGGCGCCAAGAUCCGCGCCCGCAGCCGCUUCAACCCCAAAGGUUUCAAGCCCCCCGCAAAGGACGUCGAGGCCGCCCCCGCGGGUGGUGUCGUCCUCGAGGACCCCAACGAGGGCGAGUCGGAAGAUACAGAGUCCGAUUCGGGUGCCAGCACCAUGGCUGGUGAUGAGAGCGGGGAGAAGAGCAACGAUGAGAAACAUCAUGCUGGCCACAAGCGAGAAGAAGCCGGCGAGCACACAGAAGCAUCCGCUUCUACCGAAAAGGUGAAGUCGGAAGAAUCAGUGUAA
This is a messenger RNA of Trichoderma harzianum CBS 226.95, 1737 nucleotides long. RefSeq lists its product as hypothetical. Gene Ontology annotation, biological process: transmembrane transport. The record is from RefSeq and is a predicted model, not a curated record. Gene Ontology annotation, molecular function: transmembrane transporter activity. NCBI's taxonomy places the organism in Eukaryota, Fungi, Ascomycota, Sordariomycetes, Hypocreales, Hypocreaceae. The transcript has 2 exons. The coding region runs from base 1 to 1737 and encodes 578 amino acids.